Molecule: messenger RNA, 935 nt
Organism: Anopheles cruzii
Lineage: Eukaryota; Metazoa; Arthropoda; Insecta; Diptera; Culicidae
Exons: 1
Source: RefSeq, a predicted model, not a curated record
AUGCGGGAUACGAUCAAGCCCCCGAGUAGCCUGCCACUGCGGUCGCCACCGGUCUGUCAGCAUACCGAUCACACCACGAGCUAUCAACGGCAGCCACAGCCACAGCAGCAACAACAACAGCACACGCAGUUAGACAUUGCAAAUAACAAUAGUCAGCAGCAGCAGCAGCAGCAGCAUCUGUACGUGAACCCGGUGCAGGGCUUCCUGAACUACGAGCUGUACCUGAAGCACACCCUACGGCCCGACCAGCAGCAGGAGCACCAGGAGCAGUAUCUGAACCACCUGAACAACAACCACAACCUGGUAGGCAACGGGUACACCAGCGGGGUGGUGGUCAGCACGAAGCUGGGCACGGCGUCGCUGUACUCGGAGGAGUACACGCUCGACACGCCGCUCACCCUCGACACCAGCAACCUGUCCGGGAUGUCCGCCGGCUGUCAGUGUCUGUCAGUGUUCCCCGGCCGCUACUGCCGGGCCCGCAGCCGGCGCUCUUCGUCCGCCACCUCCGGGAAGGGUGGUAAAGGGUGCAAGGGCCCUGCACUGGCCACCAGCGCUGCUCCGGCUCCGGCCGGGGCCGCGUUGGCCCCGGUCAAGGAGCAGGAACCGCCUAAGCCCAAACCGGGUGGCGGAGCACCAGGAAUGGCCGCCAGGAAUCGGGGCGGGGGGGCGGCGGCGGCGGGAGGCCGUGGCGCCACCGAUACCGAUCCGCUAAUGCGGCGGCCACGCCGCAAAAAGGACACCAGCGAGCAGGACCUGGCGACCGUGCUGCAACAGCAACAGCAACCGACGGCGCAACCACAACGCCAGCAACGCCAGGGGGGGCGAGGCAACGGUGAUGGUGGGGCCGACGGUGCCGACAGCGAUGGCCGGCGGCAGGAGCAGCCGCAGUCGGUGCAGCAGCAGCAGCAGCAGGAGCAGCAACAGCAGCAACAUAA